CUAAGAGGCCGGGCAUUCUUUCUAUGACGGCACGAAGACACUACACGCUCCCACGAACUCUCUUAACACCUCGCUUUUACUCCGAAGGGACGAUGGCUGGCAUUGCCCAAAUCACCCCCUUCCUGUACCUCAGCAAAGGCAGCGUCGCCACCAACCGCCAGCUGCUCUUAUCCCGCGGGAUCACCUGCAUCAUCAACGCCACCGUCGAACUCCCGAACCUCAACUUCCCCGACUUUGAGUACGUCCGGGUGCCCGUGGCUGACAUACCCAGCGCCCCAAUUUCUCUUUACUUCGACAGCGUGGCAGACAAGAUCCAGAGCGUGGCUCGGAAGAACGGCGUUACUUUGGUCCACUGUGCGGCCGGGGUGAGCCGGUCGGCCACGCUGUGCAUCGCCUACCUGAUGAAGUACCAAAACGUCACCCUGUACGAGGCCUACAACUGGGUGAAAUCGAGGCGCCCGGUCAUACGGCCAAAUGUGGGCUUCUGGAGGCAGCUGAUAGAGUACGAAUGGGAGCUGUACGGACGCAACAGCGUGAAAAUGGUGCAAACUGCGUACGGGACGAUGCCAGAUGUUUACGCAAGGGGAGGGAGGGUCUUUAUGCCUUACUGGGGGAUCUGAAGAGAGGAAAUUGGAGCAGGCGGUGGUGAGGCACCCUAAACUGGCCAGAUCGGCGAGGACCUUCCACCUCUCUUUGGAAAGCAUCCCACUUCUUGGCUCCAGCUCCUUUUGGGUCACCUGCACCUCAGAAGCAUCUUCAAAGCACUAAACCAGCAACCUCUUAAUCAAGGGGGCCUUAAAGCUACAUCCUGCGGAAUCACUUUUGUAAGAAAAAUUGCCUUUUGCAUCUGUAAAGUGGACUCUGCAAGUUCAUUUCAAGGGAAAGAAGAAUUCACAAUGUCCAGUCACUUAAUACGGGGAAGGGACAAUGCACCUAGUAGCUAUUGGGAUAAUUGAGGAUUAAUUAUUAUUAUUAUUAUUAUUAUUAUUAUUAUUAUUAUUAUUUUUCUCACUUGUAAUAAACGUUUUCUUGGCAAACCAUCUCAGAAGGAGGGACCAUAACUCUGUACCA
Messenger RNA from Thamnophis elegans (Western terrestrial garter snake), 1071 nucleotides. It is a transcript of the gene DUSP14, whose product is annotated as dual specificity phosphatase 14. Lineage: Eukaryota; Metazoa; Chordata; Lepidosauria; Squamata; Natricidae. Bases 24 to 620 code for a protein of 198 amino acids. Gene Ontology annotation, molecular function: MAP kinase tyrosine/serine/threonine phosphatase activity. The transcript has a single exon. Gene Ontology annotation, cellular component: cytoplasm. The record is from RefSeq and is a predicted model, not a curated record. Gene Ontology annotation, biological process: protein dephosphorylation.